Miscanthus lutarioriparius is the source of this 1116-nucleotide messenger RNA. The record is from the annotation of a GenBank genome assembly. NCBI's taxonomy places the organism in Eukaryota, Viridiplantae, Streptophyta, Magnoliopsida, Poales, Poaceae.
AUGGCGCCGGCCGCGCCGCUGCUCGUAGUACUCCUCGUCGCCGCAGAGGCCUUCGCCUAUGCGGACACUGAUGGCUACGGCAGGUACUCCCGCCUCUUCGCGUUCGGCAACUCGCUCACUGACACGGGGAACUCGGCCAUCUUCCCGGUGACUGCCGGAGGACCUUUCACCCGGCUCCCUUACGGGGAGACGUACUUUGGUCAUCCCAGCGGCCGGGCUUCCAACGGCAGGCUCAUCCUCGACUUCCUCGUGGAGGAGCUGAAGGUGCCAGAGCCGACGCCGUACCUCGCCGGCAGGACGGCCGCCGACUUUGUCAACGGGGCCAACUUCGCGCUGGGUGGUGCAACGGCGCUCGACCAGGCGUUCUUAGCAACCAAGGGGAUAAAGCCGUUCGUGCCCAUCUCUCUGGCUAAUGAGACGAGCUGGUUUCAGAACGUUCUGCAGCUACUCGACGCAUCAGACUACGAUCAGCGUAAGAUCAUGGCAAAGUCGGUCUUCUACGUCGGCGAGAUCGGUGUCAAUGACUACUUCGUCGCCCUAAGCAACAACUCCGUCGACCUGGCGGUGAGCCUGGUGCCACACAUCAUCGACACCAUCCGUUCGGCCCUGACAGCCAUGAUCGCUGCCGGGGCGAGGACGUUGGUGGUCACGGGGAUGCUGCCAAUCGGCUGCGAGCCGCAGCAGCUGGCGCUGUUCCCAGGCGGUCCGGGCGACUACGACCCUACCACCAGCUGCAUCACGCGGUUCAACGUGCUCGCCGAGCACCACAACCACAUGCUGCGGAUGAUGCUCAGGGAGCUCCGGAGCAGCUACGGCAGGUCCCUCACCCUCCUCUACGCCGACGUCUACCGCCCCGUGCUCAAGGCCAUCGCGUCCCCCGCCCUGUACGGUUUCGGCGACACGCCGCUGGCCGCGUGCUGCGGGGGCGGCGGUGGACCCAACAACUUCAACUUCGUCGCGUUCUGCGGCACGCCGGCGUCGACGACGUGCGCCGACCCGUCCAAGUUCGUCUCCUGGGACGGCAUCCACUUCACCGAGGCUGCCAAUAGGUUCAUCGCUCGUAACAUGAUCAAGGGACUGCUAAGCCGUGCGGCGGCGUACAUUGCAACAGAUUGA